Cylindrotheca closterium is the source of this 2025-nucleotide messenger RNA. NCBI's taxonomy places the organism in Eukaryota, Bacillariophyta, Bacillariophyceae, Bacillariales, Bacillariaceae. The record is from the annotation of a GenBank genome assembly.
AUGACGACACCACCAAGACAACCCAAACGACAACGGAUCGUCUUUCUUUACAAGAGAGAUCAUCAAGUUGAUGUCGUUUCGAACAAAGAAGCAGAACAAGGAAGAAUCAGGACAAGAAUGACAACUGCAACGAUUCCCUCCAAUGUCACUCAUGUCAAACUGGACGAUGACGUUUCGGAAAUUGCCAAUCGUUCCUUUGAACAACGAGUCAAUUUGGUGGAAGUCGAAUUGUCGUCCCCAUGCCUGGAACGAAUUGGUGAAUCCGCUUUUGAAGACUGCAUGUCGUUGCGACGAGUUGGAUUUUCCUUGCCAUCUUCUUCUCCUUCGUUGGUGUUGUUGACAAGCAUUGGAAAAAAUGCCUUUUUGUUGUGCGAAUCACUCCGGGACCUUCCAUUGCCAGCCGGUUUGCUAACUAUCGAAGAAGGCGCCUUUGCCAGUUGUUCCUCCUUGGAACAUGUGUCCAUACCCUCUUCGGUAUCCAGCAUUGGCGAUUGUGUCUUUGCCAGUUGUACCUCGUUGCGCAAUCUCACAUUUCAAAAGAACGAUGAAGAUGAUGAUGAAGAGGGUUUGAUGCAGAUUGGAGAUCGAGCCUUUUCGUGUUGUUCUAGUUUGACAACGGUGAAAAUUCCUUCCACCGUGAGGACGAUUGGCAAGUCAGCCUUUGAACUAUGUCACAUGUUGGUCCAAGUGAACCUUCUUCAUUCGACCAUGAUGGAGUACAUUGGCGAAUUCACCUUUGCGUGGUGUCGAGGACUGACAACGAUCUGGCUGCCAACGACCUUAAAAAGGAUUGGUCGAGGGGCCUUCAAGGGAUGUACUGCUUUGCGGAAAAUUGACCUUUUGCAAACGCAACUCGAAACCAUUGGCAGCGAAGCCUUUUACGAUUCUGGUUUGCGGACGCUUACCGUGCCAAGGACUGUGACCAAUAUUGGAACAUGCGCCUGUCAGCAUUGUUACAUGCUGGGAGAAGUGGAAUUGCAAGAAGGAUUGAAGGAAAUUUCCAAUUGGGCCUUUGCGAAUUGCCGGUCUCUACGAGCCAUAUUCUUGCCGUCUUCCUUGAUUCGAAUUGGAGAUGGGGCCUUUCGAGACUGUUUCAACAUGUUGGGCGUGGAAGUCACCAAAAAUGCCAGAGUGAAAUUUGGACAAUACGUCUUUCAACGGUGCAAGGGUAUUUACAGCAUAUCCUUUCAAGGUACCAUUACGGAUUUUCCUGCGACCACUUUUGCUGGAUGUCCCCAAUUGAAAGAUGAUGGUUGUUGGAUGGAUGCCACCAAAAUCAUUCCUACCAACCAUGCCGUGUACUUUUCCCGCGGCGUGACCAUGCAAGACUUUUGCCGUUUGAUAGCACAGAGAUGUCCGCUGCACAUUACAUCCAUUGACAUUACCCCCUUUCACAUGUUGAUUGCUACUCCUGAACUCCGGCAUGAUAUUUUUCGAGCCCUCUUACGCCGAUAUCCUUUGUCGUGGCUUUCGGCUGGUAUCAUUGGUGCUGGCAAUCAUACUACCAUGAUGGAUUACUUGUUGAAUAAUGUAACACCAAAGGUGAUUUCCUUUUUGCAAAUGGUGAUACAAGCGACCAUCAUGGAGCGCAUAAGGGACGGUUGGGGACUCGCGAGACAGCAAAUUGCUCCCAUGCAACGAUUGGUGGAGGAGUUGGAUUUGAAUUUGAACAACCACAACCAGAACCACAACCACAAUAACAACAACACUACAAGAGCAGGAGCAGCCUACUACUAUUAUGACAAUCUAGCAGCAUUGAGAUCAAGUAUCUUUCGACUCUUCCAAGAAAUGAAACGUUACGAAGAAGAAGAAUCACUGACAAUAUUGGAACUAGCCUUGUGGAAGGCCAAAAAGGCAGCAUCUGGCGACAUUGCCAUAAUAAUGACGAUGAUCGAACAAGCAGAUCAACGAUUGAUCAGCGGUUCCCAUGUUGUCAUUCCAUCUGUCUUGCAAUACCUAUGGAACGUUGGAUCGCCAAGACCACCAUCGAUUGCCUUUUCGGCAACGGCCCAGCCCGAACAUUGA